UCGUGUCGUUUGUUAGACACGCGUCAGCUUAGUGAGCUCUCUUCUCUAGUUUUGACCAAUUCACACAUACCGACUCUCUGCUCUCAUUUGACGUGGACAUCAGCUUGAAGAGGGGCUCAGGGUUUCAUCUCGCAUCGGGACACAUAAUUCAACAUGCCUGGACCAGCAGCAAGUGCAACCAAUGUUGGGGCGUCUAGCCGUUCCCCCAGUAAGACAGUGGCUCCCCGCGCAGCCGGCUCCACAGUCAGACAGAGGAAAGCUACCAGCAGCGGUACACGCAGCGGUGGCAGGACCACAGGAUCGGCAGGCACCGGCGGCAUGUGGCGCUUCUACACAGAAGACUCGCCAGGCCUCAAAGUCGGCCCGGUGCCAGUGCUGGUGAUGAGUCUGCUCUUCAUUGCUUCGGUCUUCAUGCUGCACAUCUGGGGGAAGUACACCCGCUCUUAAUCGCCAACUGAUGACCUUUGACCCUGCGCCUCGAUUUCUUAACACAUUGGACCUGGACCAAACAACAAAUGAACAACAACCUGACACCCCUGGUUCCCUUCUGCACUACAGACACACAAACUCAAUUUUUUUUUUUUAUGUGACUGUUUCAGUACAUGAUCUUCAUCUGCACCGAUGUUGGUAUCCACCCUUUGCUAGAUCUGAUGGGGUGAACGGGAGGAAGCCAUGCUAGCCCACCUCAGAUAUGUAAUGUCUGUGUGUGUGUGUAUAUGUGGCCCUCCUGCUGCAUGGAGGUUCUGUGCAGUACUCAAGGACAUUGUUGUUUUCAGGCCCCAGCAAACAUUUCCCUCUUGUAGCCUGAAUUUCAUUUUUUUUUUUUGUUAACAGCAUUUGUACAAAUGUAAUUGUAAUAUUGUACAAUAAAAAAGUAAAAAAUCAA
Molecule: messenger RNA, 886 nt
Organism: Sebastes umbrosus (honeycomb rockfish)
Lineage: Eukaryota; Metazoa; Chordata; Actinopteri; Perciformes; Sebastidae
Gene: sec61b
Product: SEC61 translocon subunit beta
Exons: 4
Coding region: 154-447 (97 amino acids)
Biological process (GO): intracellular protein transport
Cellular component (GO): Sec61 translocon complex
Source: RefSeq, a predicted model, not a curated record